AUGACGGAAUUAAACGUUGUGGAGGAGGCCACGGUAGACAGCGCGGAGGAUAAAACUCCAAUUUUGGCAGAAGACCCAGAAAGGGCUACGGGGGUCAUAUACUUGGCUUCAAUACCACCCCGGUUUACGAAAAGGAGGAUAAAUGAGUAUUUUUCUAAUUUCGGACAAGUUGGCAGGAUUUACCUUCAAGUAAGAUUAUUUGUGAUUUUCGUAUCUCAGUUUUAGAUAGAUAGAAAGUCGACAAAAGUGCGGAAAUAUACUGAAGGAUGGGUAGAGUUCAAAAAGAAAAAGAUUGCAAAAAAAGCUGCUCUCAUGUUGAACAAACAGCAAGUCGGCGGGAAACAUAGAAGUCCAGCAUUCGACUGUCUGUGGACGAUAAAGUAUCUCCAUGGGUGAGCGUGUAAUUUGUACUUUUCAAAAAAAUAUUCUUUUAGUUUUAAAUGGUCCAAUCUGGUUGAGCAACUUAAUUACGAAAGAAAUAUCGAAGACCAACGUCUGCGAAUAGAGCUUGCCCAAGCCAGAAAUGAGGGAAAGCAUUUCGUUGAACAAGUCGAAAAGAGCGGACGUAUUAGGAAUCUGGAGAAAACCGUAAGUAUUCUACGUUCCCGACUUUUCGGGCCGGCGGCAGUUUGGGUCAACAAAAUUGAUGGAUACGCGGCGUAGGGCAGGCGAAGACACAGGAAAAGGUCGUAGCAGGCGCCUUUUUUUGAAUUUUCGCUAUAGUUGCCUUGUUUUCUUGACUCUUAGUUGCUGUACGACAAAGCUGCUCCAAACGCGAACAUCCAUAAGUUUUUUCGGUAUAUUAUAAUAGCUGUAAAAAAAUGUGAAAUACCCUGUCGUUGACCCGGACUGUCACCGAUAUACAUGGCUCCAGGGCUGGGCCGAACCAAGUUUGAGACGCGACAGGCCGAACACCUUCGGCCCGGCGAAUUGAGCUGACAAGGAAAGUACUUUUAUGGGGGCUCCUACUUUUUGACGGGACAUAUCUCAAAAAAUCAGAAAAAAUGUGCUGAUCAAGGAUAUAUAAAUCCUAGCUGCCCAUUUUAGGUUUUUAGGGGUGAAAAUGCUCAAAAACUGGCUUAAUUUCCCUACAAAAGGCGCAGGCAUUCGAAACGAUAAAAAGCGCAGUCGGUCUCUUCCUUCGGAAGAGAGCGGUGUGGCUGAGUGGCUAGCGCGGUAGUCUGGGAAUCAAGAGGGGGAGCGCCCCACGGGUUCGAUUUCCCUUUUGGACUGAAUCAACUUUUUUUGAAGAUGAAGGUCGGAAAAAUAAAUUUUUGUGCCAAGACUGUUUUAUUACGUCUUAGAAACUCAAUAAACAUCAUGUUAAGUCAAAAUAAAAAUUGUAAACCUGUGAAAAAUUAAGCGAAAAGGGGUUCAUAUAGGACUUUAAGUCAACUUCCGAUUGAGUUUUCAUCCCUAAAAACCUAAAAUGGGCAGCUAAGAUUUAUAUAUCCUUGAUCAGAACAUUUUUUUCUGAUUUUUUGACAAGGAAAGUACUUUUAUGGGGGCUCCUACUUUUUGACGGGACAUAUCUCAAAAAAUCAGAAAAAAUGUGCUGAUCAAGGAUAUAUAAAUCUUAGCUGCCCAUUUUAGGUUUUUAUGGGUGAAAAUGCCCAAAAACUGGCUUAAUUUCCCUACAAAAGGCACAGGCAUUCGAAACGAUAAAAAGCGCAUUCGGUCUCUUCCUUCAGAAGAGAGCGGUGUGGCCGAGUGGUUAGUGCCGUAGUCCGGGAAUCAAGAGGGAGGACGCCGCACGGGUUCGAUUUCCCUUUUGGGCUGAAUCAACUUUUUUUGAAGUUGAAGGUCGGAAAAAUAAAUUUUUGGGCCAAGACUGAUUUAUUACGUCUUAGAAACUCAAUAAACAUCAUUUUAAGCCAAAAUAAAAAUUGUAAACCUGUGAAAAAUGAAGCGAAAAGGGGUUCAUACAGGACUUUAAGUCAACUUCCGAUUGAGUUUUCACCCCUAAAAACCUAAAAUGGGCAGCUAAGAUUUAUAUAUCCUUGAUCAGCACAUUUUUUCUGAUUUUUUGAGAUAUGUCCCGUCAAAAAGUAGGAGCCCCCAUAAAAGUACUUUCCUUGUGAAAAAAAUGAAGAGAAAAUUUUUCGUAAAUGUACUAAAUGAUGGCUAAAGCAAAGUUGGGUUGAAUUAGUAGCCUUAAAAACAUACUGACUGUUUCAGGUCGCCGACAAGGGAGGCAAUUGGACAACUAAACAAAGUCGGGAAAUAAGGGUAAAGAAGACAAUAAAGAAGAAAAAGAACAAUAAAUCUCUGAAGCCCAAAGAAGAAAGUCAGUUGCUCGACUCCAUAUUUGGCUAA
This is a messenger RNA of Bursaphelenchus xylophilus (pine wood nematode), 2316 nucleotides long. The record is from the annotation of a GenBank genome assembly. Lineage: Eukaryota; Metazoa; Nematoda; Chromadorea; Rhabditida; Aphelenchoididae.